This is a messenger RNA of Pezoporus flaviventris, 8076 nucleotides long. Its product is annotated as deubiquitinase DESI2-like. Gene Ontology annotation, molecular function: deubiquitinase activity. Gene Ontology annotation, biological process: protein deubiquitination. The record is from RefSeq and is a predicted model, not a curated record. The transcript is spliced from 5 exons. The coding region runs from base 4716 to 5306 and encodes 196 amino acids. NCBI's taxonomy places the organism in Eukaryota, Metazoa, Chordata, Aves, Psittaciformes, Psittacidae.
GCUGCAGAAUACGAUACUCAGCUUGACUCAAAAGAGACACAUAAUUUCUGGGCAUCUAAUGGCUGGACUCUAACCAAUAGGGAUUUUGAAGGUGCUGAAGAAGUGCAGCUUAGUAGCUAGGGAACAUGUCUAAGAGCAAGUACUGGAACUUCCAUCUUUUCUGUGGAUUGUCUUCCCCCGGUGUAAAAUACAUAAAUUGCUUUGGGAAUGGAGCCCAAGUCAUCCUUUGUUGUGUGGUGGAAAGAUGUAAGGUGCGUACAUGAGCUAUGUAAUUUGAAGGUUUGGGUGCUUUCCUUGAUGGGUGGACUUUAAAUCUGCAGGACUAACAAAGCCCAGGUUUCAAUCUAAGUACCUCCUCUGACAGUCCCGGAAUAAGGCUACAAAGCUCCAGCACCUACCCAGGAUGUGAUUUAUUGUUGUAAAUGAAAGAAGGGCACUGCAACUCUUUACGUUCUUGAAUACUCUUCACCAUUCUCAGGGACCUGAAAGAAAUACUAUUUCUAGUUUUUAGAAGACUAUUUUAUACUUCCUUUAAAAAGGAUAGUCUUGGCUGAUGUACUCAUAAUGGAAUAAUAAUGACAGCUUGACAUGGGCAAAAACAUUAUAUGUAAUCCAAAAUGAGAAGUUGUCAAAAAGUAUAAUGGACAGCCAGCAGUGAUGUAGCUGAUGUAGAGACCAGACCAUUAAGUAUCUUGAAGUUUAAACUGAGCAGCCCCACUGUGAAACAUGCUUGAAAGCCCCUAGUAGAUUGCUAAGGAGACUUUGAAAGUACAUGAGUGUAAAUUAAGAAAAAAUGUUAAUUUAAAGUACAACUUCUGAAUAGUAACACAAGCAGACCCUCAGAUACCACUCUCACCUCUAAUACAACCAUUAGUUCUUUUUUGUACUGCUGUUCUUUUGUUCUUCUCCCUGGUGAAAUGUCACAGCACUGUUCACAGUGCCCAGCGCUGUCACUUUUGUGACUGGGACCUGGAGGAGGUGGCUGAAGCUCUCAGUUACCUCCUUGAAAAAUGUACCAGGUAAUUACUGAAGUCUGUACCUGAUUCUUGGUUUUCUGACCCAUGUUGGAUGGUGGCAUUAUUUUCCUUUUAACCCUUUUUGCCUCUUUUUUAACGUAAGAAGACAUGUAAGUCCACAUUGUCUGCUUUAGACAGUGAUCCUUUAAGAUGCACACUUACUUAUGCCAUGAAUAGUGAGUGUGGAUGACCACAGUUAAACUGUAUACAUUAAUCCCUUGGAAGGGAGUGCUAGUGAUGUGAAGAAUCUGAGAAAAUCAGGCCUUGCAACAAACUGCUUAAAUGUGAAUUGAGGUGUUGUCCAACUUUAAGCAUAUGCAUACGAAAAAUGUGUUUCUGCUCUGUCCUAAAAGUAGCAUAAGUGGUUUAAGGAAAAAUUCAAAACAGAUCUCAAAGUUCCAGCUGCUCUAGCAAGUAGUAAGAAGAAUCUUUUCCUCUGUAUUUGCUAUUUAUUUAAAUUUUGAUUCUUUUACAGGGCAAGACGUGGAUUCUGGUGCCUAUUGGCAGCGGGGCUGUCUGCAGGUUCAUACUCGCACACCUGAAAUAGAACAGUUCAGUUUCUUGGCUGGUAUCAGUCUGAGCUGCUGAUGAAACACUUCAACACAGCCCAAGGCAAGCCUUGUAAAGAGUUUAUGGGAUUGUUAAACAGCUUAUAUUAAUGUCAGGACAUUUGUAUUCAGACUGAUCCCUUCUAUCUGGAGUUAGAAUAAGUCGCCUAGAAUAGAAUGGGGUAGAAGAAGGAACUUUCAAAGGAUCACCGAUGAGGCUAAGUCACCACGUGGAGCAACUCCCUUCUAUGAAGGGGAAGAAAAGGGAGCCUAGAGCAAUGGUAUUCAUAAUGUAGCUCUUGCAGUUACAUUUCAAGUUGGGGGGAGUGAAUCCAGGUCUUAAUGUGCAAGCGACAUUUGCUGUCUGUCCUACAGCAGAAGUCCUUUAAAUAACAAUUGCACAUUUAGACUGGCUUUGAUCUCUUAAAGCAAGAAGGUGAAUUUAAAGACAAGCUUUCGGUUUAAUUUUUUUUCCCUGCUUGUAUCUCUAAAAUUUAGAAGUGGAAUUCUGCUCUUAAUUUAUAGCUUCCCCUCCCCACAGUUAUUAUUUCAGAAAUGUUUACAGGACCAAGCAUCUAAGACUGUGGCUGCCUGUCACCUCUCCCAGUCCUAGAUAUUUGUAGAUAUUUGUCUCUGGAGCAUGGAUCUUGUUUAAGUCUCUCAAUUUAUCUUGGUGAACUCUAGGCACAGCCGACAUUGCAGUUAAUUUAGCAAGUAACCAUGUGGACAAGCGUGGAAAGAGCUUGUGUGCCACUUUUCCAAUUACAUCAGGUGGUCUAAUAUCAGCUAUUCCCUCUCUUUCACGUCUCCUUAAAACAUCACCAUCACCAGGGCAAGACACGUGCCCAAAGUGACAGUCUCAGGAUCUUUGACAGUUUGGUACAAGCCCUGUGUGAUUCAGUAGAAGGUUUGUUUUAUAAGUUAGGGCAUAAGUAAUGGCAACCCCUUGCAGAGGGAGCUUUUCAUUGCUUCAUGGUCUUUAAAAUGCUGAUGGGGCUCAGUCUGUUCUCUGAGCAGAAGCUGGCGUCUAGUAGUGGGGACGAGGAGGCACCUUUUCUGACCUGCACAAACUGCUCCUGCAGGCCCAGGCUGCUGAGCCAGAUGGUUAAUGGCACCUAACAGAGAAGUUGGAGUUGAUGGGUUACAGGGUGGUUGGGGUGCUGGCCCCACCCGCUGUGCCAUGUGUGGAAUUGCCUAGCCCACCCUUGGACUUACUAGCCUGUUAGAAAUUACUGUGCUGGAGUCUCUGCCCCAUUGCAUGCCAUCAUGGCCAGGCUUGUGCCAUGGCUUUGCUCUUUCAAAAUGCAAAUGCAUACUGUUAGGGCAAAGCAGUUCUGGGUCUCCUCAGGCACUGGCUGGAGGAAAAGUUUCAUAUCUGACUCUUCUGGGCUGACAUUUAGCUAUGCAGGAUGUGGACUCGCUCUCCUUUCAUGCUGCCUGCCUUCACCACAAAUCACCCUACACACUGUGUAACAACUAUUUACAAGGCUGCAGCUCUAUGGUCUUGUCCUUCUGCUCCUGACAAAGGGAGGUGAGCCCUUCUCCCAGACAGGAUGGUUCCCAUGUGGAUAACGACAGUAUCGGGAAGGGCUGGGGCAUGCUGGGCUUUGAUGAUGUAACGGACUCCCUGCAAUUUUCGUUGAGAUCUGGUUGGCUGUGAGCUGGCAGAAAGCCUUAGAUACGCCUCCAACUCAGAUGAGGUCAUCCCUGCCUCUUUUGGGGGGAGUAGGGGGAGCUGCUUCAGAAAGUCUGUGGUGUCAGAAUGCUUAAGGUCAACAUGUGAAUUCCUCCACCACUGUAAAUUUCUGGGUGCAGGAGCCCUCUUCUUUCCCCUCUCAACUGCACCCUUUCUCAGCGCCACCACAGACUCUGCUUUCCCUUUAAAGAGAGAGGAGGAGCACAGGGAAGAUGCAUUUACCGCAGUGGAUUUUGUAAAUGACUCUCGCAUCCAGGUCAGAGGGAAGUGUUUGCUGGCAAGGCAUUGCAGAGCUGCCCGGACCUAACACGAGUGUAAACUAGCUCCAGGACAGAAGAAGCUCCAGACCCUGCCGCUGCCUGAAGUGAAACUACUCGCUCUGCCCAGUCGCUUCGUCCCUUCCCCGCCUUCCCACUGUGUGCCAUGCAGAGAUGCGUCCAGCCAGUAGAGGACGGGGUAGGUUUCACCGGCUGUCAGUAGGGGUUGCCUGGCUCGGGACGAGCUGAUCCCGAAAUAAGAACUGACCCUGGCUGAGAGCAGAACGCGCACAGCUGGGGGUCCCCUGCCCCGGCCCCGCGCCGUGCCUAGAAUCAGCACCUGCUCCUCAUCCUCCUCCCUCCGGUUCCGGCGCCGGGUAAUCCCGCGUUAUCUCCUGCGGAGAACUGCCCACUAACUUCGGCGCCGACGCCGGGUCUGCCGGCACGGUUGCGGCAGGAUGGGGGUUGCAGCAUCCCCCCUCUGCCCCGGGGGCAGCCAGCCCCCUCCUCUUCCUCCUCCCACCGCCGAGCCCGGCGCUGGAGCCCCUCUGGCACAGCCUCUUCGCCAUGUCCUGCCAGGGGGGGAGAGCCCUCCCCGGAGCGCCUGAGCGCGGACCGAACCCCAGCACGGCGGACAGCUCCCGUCCACCGGCGCGACGAGCCCCAGCACCGCGGACAGCUCCCGGCAGGCCAGGGCGCGCUGCCGGCGGUCGGUCUGUCGAGAAGGGCCCUGCUCGGGAGCUGCUCCGUGCCUUAGCGCACAGGUUCAUUGCGACCACCCACCUCUCUCACGGUGCCAGAAGAGGGCUUAUCUUUGGGCUCAGUCUGUUUGUCUUCUGUGGAUCGGGAUUUACAAGUGUGGACGGUGCCUGGUUACAGUGGUAUGUGAGUCUACAGACCCUGAGGUGCACUACAGAGUUAGAAAGAAACCUCGGAUCUGUCGUGCUGUGGAGGGGUCAGAAAAACCCUAUACAACCAGCAAAACCAGCCCAAGCCUUCCAGCCUCCCUGCAACCAACUUUACCCCCUCAACCACAAGAAUCCCCUCCUUUCAUCCUCCCUCCAUGCUCCUUCCUUCAGAGACUGUAGGAUGAGGCAUUUCCUUCUAUCUGGCUCAGGGUAAAAGCAUACCCUGGGGGCAGCAACACACAUCUGGCAGGGACUGAAAGGUUUUAAUCCAGCCUCUACUGCAAUCAACAAUGGCAAAUGAACCAGUGAUUCUGAAUGUUUAUGACAUGUACUGGAUAAAUGAAUACACCUCCACCUUGGGUAUUGGUGUCUUCCACUCUGGCAUCGAGAUCUACGGCAGAGAGUUUGCCUAUGGAGGGCAUCCCUACCCUUUCAGUGGGAUUUUUGAGAUCACACCUGGCAGUGCGGUAGAACUUGGCGAGACCUUUAAGUUCAAAGAAUCCAUUGCCUUGGGCACCACAGACUUCACAGAAGAGGAUGUGGAUAAGAUAAUGGAAGAGCUGGGCAAGGAGUACAAGGGAAAUGCAUACCACCUGAUGCACAAGAACUGUAAUCACUUCUCUGCUGCUCUGGCUGAGAUACUAUGCGGGAAAGAGAUCCCCCGCUGGGUGAACCGCCUGGCCUACUUCAGCUCGUGCAUCCCCUUCCUCCAGAGCUGCCUCCCCAAGGAGUGGCUGACCCCAGCAGCCCUGCAGAGCCACAUCAACCUCGGCCUCCAUAAGGAGGAGCAGGAAGACACAACGGAUGAGGAGUCCCCCUCCACCUCCACAGCCCCCUCAGCCUCAGGCACAUCGAGAACCUGUAGACAUACCCGGGUCUAAACUGUGCCCCAUAUGCCCUCAAAUUAACACCCUUCUUUCUCUUGUACUAUUUCUUUCUCACACCCUUUUGCACACCUUGGUUUCUCUCUUCUCCAACGGACAACACAGGAGUGGGAAGACCCUUUCUAUUAUGGAGGUGAAGCUUCAGUCCCUUUUCCAAGGGUUUCCACUAUAGUUGCUCAGCAAAAUGACUGUGAACCCCAGUGCUGAACUGAGGAGCAUGGCAACUAAACUGGAUUCUCUUCCCAGGGUUCCUUGAUCAUGCUCCUUGAUCAACAGAGAACUGCUGGCUCUCUUGGGCAUAAAGGCAUGCAUACGGGCAAGGGGGCACCAUACUGUGAUGUUCCUUCUCUGGAACUGUUUUAUCUUUUUAUCUCUUUCCCCACCCACGUGAGCCCAGCAGCCUCCUCCCUGUUUUGGCUGGGCUUGCCAUUCCCUUAUGACAAAUCUCCUGCCCACACCCAGUGAAGGAAGCAGAGCCAGAACUCAACCUGCUCAUCUCUUAGACCAGCAACAAGCUCCACUCAGCCCCAUCCACUUUGUAAUUAUCAGGUUUCUAACUCAUGUGAAGGACAAAUGGAAGGUGCUGCUGUUCUACAGCCACCAGUUUUCAGUACUCAAGUUUAAGAGCUUGAAUGACUGUCCUGCUCUUGAAAAUAAUAACAAAGAACCUAGAAAAUGAAUGCGUUACCAUGGCUUUUCUUUGGGUUCAAAAAGAGGAUGGGGCUAGUGCUUAGAGGCAGCUACUAAAUACUUGCAGAGAUGACUUUUGACCAUAUUGGUGCUUUCUGGCACAGACUCCUCUCAUUUCCCCUAAUUCUAGGCAGAAUUUCCCCCCAGAUUCCCUGGGGAAUCUCUCUUCUAGCUGACAUAUGCUGGCUGUCUUUGGGCCAGAGGAGGAGAGAGUAUCUGUUGGGAAGGUAUUUCCUUCAGCUUUUCCUCCUGCACCCACAGACCUAAAACUUGUCUCAGAGCCACCCGUCCCUAGUCUAUUUUCGAGCCAACCCAAGAAGAUAAAAUAAAAGCAGUGAACCCAAAGAAUGUCAACUGUUUCCUUCUCCUCCCUUUUUGGAGGUGGAGGGGGAAACUUAAGGGCACAUCUGGAAAGCAUGGAUGACCCUUCCAAUGCAUGGGACACCAUGGUGCUUUCCAUGUGUGCACUAUUUCAGUGGCAUGGAAAAUGGGCACUGGCCUCUCCAGGCUGGCUCUUGACAAUAAUCUGGUCCUUGCAUAUAUUUAUGUUCACUCUGACAGCUGAUGAGAAAGCAGAGGAGGAGGAAAGGACAAGUAUCCCAACUCUUCCACUCAGUUACCUCACUAGGAGUUCUAGUCACAAGAUGGAUGAGAGAAUUAAAGAGGAAAUCCAGGCCUCGUUCUCCCCCUUGCAACUCCUCUUGGCUACACAAAGGAGGAUGAAAAAGGAACAGGCACAGUGUUGAAAGGGGGUUGCCAUUUUAGAAAUCCUGUUUUCAACAGCUAUUACCAAGUCAGGGCUUCCAUCCUCCACCAAGAAAGAACUGCAAGCUCUUAAAAUGGGUGGCUGUUUCCUUUUAUUGGUCGCAAUAGCAUGCUAAGUCCAACCAGCUGUUUCUUUAGCUCAGGUAUACAGAAGUGUGUGCUUUCAGGGCUGAUGGUCUUGGCUAUGAUGUACAUCAUGUCUGCACAGAAAGUGCUUAAGGGUUGUUGCAUGUUCACACUCUCCACAGCAGAGGGCUGUGGAGAGAUGCAUGGAUGGAAAUAUAACUCACAGGAUGGCCUCACUUCACUGCCUCCUGAAGUGAUGCACAUUUGGGCAACAAAACCUUUACAAUAUGCCUCUCAUUUUCAUCCUCUGAACAAAUUGCUGCAAGUUCUGUACUGAACUGAAGUCAUGUUUUUUAUUAACCUUAGUUAUUCACAGCCAGUACUAAAUUGUGAGCAAUUCUGCAGCUCCUGGUAUUCAGUCCAGCACCAAUCUUGAUUACCCUUGCUUGUCCAGGGAUAUUUAAUAAGAUUUCCAUCCUGCUGACUGGAAACCACAUUACACAAUGUACUGUUGCACUCUGUAUUCCCUGAAGUCAUGGUCAUGCUGCCUAAACCAGCAGUGCAGGCUUCAUUUGUCUGAAGUUCCCAGGGUGCCUGCCAAUAGCCAACAGCACAUUACCUGCAGCGAAUUUUAAUAUCUCCUUUUAGGUCCUUCCCUGAAGAAAAGUGAGUUUUUGUCCAGAUCAGGGAAACUGCAGUCAGAAACAUCCAGUUCCUGAUGUGACAAAAGCCAGCCAGCCCUCACCCUGAGCUCUAGAUAAAGUACCAUGUAUGUAUCUAGGAGACAACUAGGGCUCCAGGGGCAUGUUUCACAUGGAAAACCUUCUCACCGUAUUUCCCAAAGUAAAAAAUGCUUAACUCACUGUAUGGUAACCUGGACAAGAAAGCUACAUUCAGCAUCCUUAGGGACAUGAAUAUGUGCUUGAAGUACUGGGAAGAACACUUGGGCAAGCUGGCAAUGUCAUACACCCCAGAUGUUUGUUCAUCUACUGUUACGCUUGUCUGUCUGUUUAUGGCAGUAGGGGUCACAUCAAGGAGGCAUCAAACCUCUGCUGUAAAUCAAAACCAGAAUAUAUUCCAAACUUCAAAAGCAUUUCUCCCCACUCCUCCCUGUUCAAAGUGACCAACCAACAAUGACAAGAACAAAGGGACACUGUGGAAAUAAAAUAUAUAUUGAUGAAAGCUUUACCUCUGUAAUUUAACAGCAUUUUAGAUUAUUAAACAUGAAGACAUUUUAAAAGCCUAA